Drosophila bipectinata is the source of this 2707-nucleotide messenger RNA. RefSeq names its product chorion peroxidase (gene Pxt). Gene Ontology annotation, biological process: response to oxidative stress. The record is from RefSeq and is a predicted model, not a curated record. Lineage: Eukaryota; Metazoa; Arthropoda; Insecta; Diptera; Drosophilidae. Gene Ontology annotation, molecular function: peroxidase activity; heme binding.
UUCCCGCCAGCUUCUGAGUAUAUCAAGUCGCUUACAGUCAAACGAAAUUUUGAGAGCUAUGUGCACCAGUUGUACUUUUUAAUAUCAAAAGUAAUAAACACGUAAUUUUGUUAUUCAUUUCGAAAUGCUGCGCAUGUUAAGUGGAUUGCUGUUAUUUUGGCAUAUAUUAAUGUGCACACAAUAUCAGGGAUCGAGUGCCGCAGCAUUUACACCGCGUCAAAACCGUUUUGAAAAAGAUGAGCCUUUACGAAUUGCUGCGCCAACGACUGAAGGCAUUAAAACGAAUGCCAAACUUGAAAGUGGUCUUUUGAAAAAAUGUCGCCCAUGCAAGCUGGGUAUCAAAUGCGUACCUCAAAUUCAAUGCCCCGCCCAUGUGCGCAUGGAAAGCCACGAAAAGCCGCAAAUUUGUGAUCUUCCUGCUGGUAAAUUUGGAUACUGUUGUCAGACAGGGCAAAAUCACACUGCCCCACGGCCCGCGAGCGCCAAAGAGCGGCGAUCCGGGUUGCCCGCCAUAUUGUCUCCAUCAGUUUUGGAGGAGGCGCGUCGGAACUUUGAGCAUCUAAUGCACGGAGUGGCUCAGAUUCCUGUGCGAAGAGGUUUCCCCGAUUUCGCCCACGGACUGGUGUUCCACUCAACCGCCAAGGAUGAUUUGCACAACUUUGCCAUUUCCAAUAGUGCCAUCGAACAAGUUAUUACCACCCAGCUUUUUGGCCAGAAAGAGCAAGUACCUCUGGACGAUUUUAUUACUAAUAACGUGCCAACCAAAUUCACGGAGACUCCGCUGGCAAAGCACUGCCAGCCGCCGCCUAUUUGCCGUGACAUUCAAUCGGUGUUUCGCAGUUUGGACGGAACUUGCAACAAUCCCCUGCCUCAGCGUUCGCUAUGGGGAGCUGCUGGCCAGCCGAUGGAACGACUUUUGCCCCCUGCGUAUGAGGAUGGAAUCUGGACACCGCGCGCCCACUCUGCCGAUGGCACCCCACUGCAGGGUGCACGUAAAAUCUCGCGGACUCUGCUGGCAGAUGUGGACCGACCCCAUCCCAAAUAUAAUCUCUUGGUUAUGCAGUUUGGACAAGUUUUGGCCCAUGACGUGUCUCAAACUUCGUCUGUGAGACUAGAGGAUGGCAAUCUUGUACAGUGCUGCUCCCCUGAGGGAAAAAUAGCGCUCAGUCCGCAGCAAAGGCACUUUGCCUGUAUGCCAAUCCAUGUUGAUCCAGAAGACGAGUUUUUCGCGUCUUUUGGUGUACGGUGCCUGAACUUUGUGCGUUUGUCUUUGGUGCCGAGUCCCGACUGUCAACUGGGCUAUGGCAGACAGCUUAGCAAGGUAACGCACUUUAUAGAUGCCUCACCGGUUUAUGGAUCCAGUGAGCAGGCAUCCCGUGACCUUCGAGCCUUUCGAGGUGGACGUUUGGAAAUGCUCAACGAUUUUGGCAGGGAGCUGUUGCCACUAACCAAUGAUAAGAAGGCUUGUCCAAGCGAGGAAGCUGGGAAAUCUUGUUUUAACUCGGGCGAUGGCCGCACCAAUCAAAUCAUUUCGCUCAUCACUCUUCAGAUUCUUCUUGCUCGAGAGCACAAUCGUGUAGCGGACGUUUUGCAGCAACUGAAUCCUUCAGCUACUGAUGAAUGGCUUUUCCAAGAGGCACGGCGCAUUGUCAUUGCUGAAAUGCAACACAUAACGUAUAAUGAGUUCUUGCCCAUCAUAAUUGGACCGCAGCAAAUGAAGCGCUUCGGAUUGGCUCCUCUUCAUGAGGGAUAUGCUCGAAGCUAUAAUGUUGAGGUAAAUCCGGCCAUAACCAAUGAAUUUUCGGGAGCUGCCUUUCGCAUGGGUCAUUCGAGCGUCGACGGCAAGUUUCAUAUUAGACAAGAGCACGGCCACAUCGACGAAGUGGUUAAUAUCCCAGAUGUGAUGUUUAAUCCUUCCCGUAUGCGAAAACGUGAAUUUUAUGACGAUAUGCUGCGUACUCUCUAUACUCAGCCGAUGCAGCAGGUGGAUAGCUCAAUCACACAAGGACUUAGUCGUUUCCUCUUCCGUGGGGACAAUCCAUUCGGCCUUGACUUGGCUGCUAUCAAUAUUCAGAGAGGUCGCGACCAGGGUCUUCGUAGCUAUAACGAUUACCUGGAGCUGAUGGGAGCGCCAAAGUUGGAGAGUUUUCUGCAGUUCCCCAGCGAGAUCGGACAGAAGUUGGCUCGUGCCUAUCGCACCCCCGACGACAUUGAUUUGUGGGUGGGUGGCUUGCUGGAACAGUCCGUUGAAGGGGGCGUGGUAGGCGGGACCUUUGCAGAAAUUAUAGGAGAUCAGUUUGCGCGAUUCAAGCAAGGCGACCGAUACUUCUAUGAGUACGACAAGGCAACCAAUCCGGGGGCCUUUAACCCACAACAGCUGCAGGAGCUGAAAAAAGUGACAUUGGCGCGCAUUCUGUGCGACAAUUCCGAUCGAUUAACACUGCAGGCUGUUCCCGUUGCUGCUUUUGUCCGGGCGGAUCACCCAGAAAACCAAAUGAUUGGCUGUGACGAUCCAAACUUGCCUUCUGUUAAUUUGCUUGCAUGGCGCACUUAAGAUAAUGUGCAAACUGAUUUUUAAAUUCGUUUAUCAAGCUUUUAAACUGUAUUUUUGUAUGCGAAUGUUCCAAUGAAUGGUAUAUCCCCGUUUUAUGUAACUGCGGCUGAACAAAGAAACCAUAAUAAAGGUCGAAAUCGAAUUGGAUCCAGA